Molecule: messenger RNA, 1504 nt
Organism: Eucalyptus grandis
Lineage: Eukaryota; Viridiplantae; Streptophyta; Magnoliopsida; Myrtales; Myrtaceae
Product: NAC transcription factor 25
Biological process (GO): regulation of DNA-templated transcription
Molecular function (GO): DNA binding
Source: RefSeq, a predicted model, not a curated record
CAUACCAUCUCCACUGCUCAUCUCUCUCUUUCCUUUCAGUUGAUCUCCUCUCUUCCAAAAUCAUAUGUCAAUAGUUCAUCACAAACUUUCUCCAAUUUCUUCCUAUUCUUGUGCACUUUGGUUUUCUUCUAUUUAAAGUGGAAGACUUUCUGACCCGGAUUUUCAAAGAAAGCAUCAUCGGUUCUAUCUUCGAUGGCGAGCACGAAUUCACCAACGAGUUCACAACAUCUGCACUUGCUGCCCGGCUUCCGGUUCCACCCCACAGAUGAGGAAUUAGUGGUUCAAUACCUUCGGAAGAAGGUUGCCUUGGAGCCGCUUCCAGUUUCGAUCAUCGCUGAGAUCAAUCUUUACAAGUUCGACCCUUGGGAGCUGCCAAGUAAGGCCAUAUUUGGGGAGCAUGAGUGGUACUUCUUCAGCCCCAGGGAUCGGAAAUAUCCGAAUGGAGCACGGCCAAAUCGGGCUGCGACAUCUGGGUAUUGGAAAGCCACCGGUACUGAUAAGCCUAUUUUUGCUUCGACUGGCAAAUGCAAGGUCGGUGUUAAGAAGGCGCUCGUUUUCUAUCGCGGGAAGCCUCCGAAAGGGACUAAGACCGACUGGAUCAUGCAUGAAUACCGUUUCACGGAUGGCAAUUCAGCUCCGAAGCCUCCUAAGGCGGAUUCGGCAAGCAAAAAAGGCUCUUUGCGUCUUGAUGACUGGGUACUAUGCCGGAUUUACAAGAAAAGUAGUCCGGUCCGACUGGUCGAGCCCAGGAACGAGAACUUUGCUCCGCUGAACAUGAAUCCACCGGCAUCAAGGGGCGUGAACUACAGCUCCACGUUACCUGGGAAUAACGAUGGGGCCUUCUUCGAGGGAAUGUUGCCGGAAACCAUCCACAGCACUUCAAUUUCUCAUCAGUUGCCUUUCUCAACCAUGAAACCGGACGUCUCAAUCAGCCACUCGGCCAUGGCCACCAGCGAUGAAUCACGACGCGGAUGCCCUGCGCCGGUGCAGUACUGGAGCGAGGAUGGAUCGGCGAUCUCGGGUAAGCGAUAUGAGGGUGGCCAUCACGAUCAAAAUGGUGGCGGCAAUGGCAUGGAUGACCGCAACUCUUUCGUCUCUUUGCUCCAUCAGAUCCCACAAAACAGUGAGCCGUUCCAUCCGCACAUGUUCCUCGAGAACCCAAUCGGGGAUGGUGACUUCCAGCGGCAGUUCCAACCGCCCGGCAUGAACUGGCCGAACUCGUAGUCAUUAGUCAAGAAGCAAUGGAAAUAAUACUCAAGGCAGAAAAGCCACAAAGGGUGGGAAUCAGAUGCUCUGAUUUCCAUUUUUUCUCGUUAUCUUUCUUUGUUUCGGAUUUUAAACUUCUGUUAUCUUAGAAUCGAGAUGGACUUUCAUGUUCAUUCUAGAUUAUAUAGCUCUAUAGUUGAUAGGUAGUAUUGCAUGCAGGUACUUGAAUAAUGUACAUUUUCAGAAGAUCAAAAGGAGGAAAAAGACAUAAGCAUAAGUGCUUUCAACGAAGGACAAA